Messenger RNA from Charadrius vociferus (killdeer), 2020 nucleotides. RefSeq names its product glycerol-3-phosphate dehydrogenase 2 (mitochondrial) (gene GPD2). Gene Ontology annotation, biological process: glycerol-3-phosphate metabolic process. Gene Ontology annotation, cellular component: mitochondrion; glycerol-3-phosphate dehydrogenase (FAD) complex. NCBI's taxonomy places the organism in Eukaryota, Metazoa, Chordata, Aves, Charadriiformes, Charadriidae. The transcript has 15 exons. Gene Ontology annotation, molecular function: glycerol-3-phosphate dehydrogenase (quinone) activity; calcium ion binding. The record is from RefSeq and is a predicted model, not a curated record. The coding region runs from base 2 to 2020 and encodes 672 amino acids.
AAUGGCAUUUCAGAAGGCAGUGAAAGGAACUGCUCUCAUUGGAGGAGGUGCCAUAGCAACAGUUUUUGGCCUCUCUCAAUUUUCUCAGUAUAGAAACAAACACGGUACCUUUGUGCGUGUUCAAGCUGCGGAAGCUGUGACUGUUCCAAUAAAGAAUGAUUUCCCCACAAGAGAACAGCAAAUUUUGGCACUGCAAACCACAAGUGAAUUUGAUGUCCUUGUUAUAGGCGGAGGAGCAACAGGGUGUGGCUGUGCUUUAGAUGCAGUCACUAGAGGACUAAAAACAGCCCUUCUAGAAAGAGAUGAUUUCUCAUCAGGGACCAGCAGCAGGAGCACUAAAUUGAUCCAUGGUGGAGUGAGAUAUCUUCAGAAGGCCAUCAUGAAGUUGGAUUUUGAGCAGUACAAGAUGGUGAAAGAAGCGCUUGAGGAGCGUGCAAAUCUGCUUGAAAUUGCUCCUCACCUAUCGGCUCCUUUGCCGAUAAUGCUACCUGUUUACAAAUGGUGGCAGAUGCCAUACUACUGGUUUGGAAUAAAACUAUAUGACAUCGUGGCCGGAAGUCAGUGCCUGAAAAGCAGUUAUGUCCUUAGCAAGUCAAGAGCCCUGGAGCUCUUCCCAAUGCUACGCAAAGACGAGCUUGUUGGAGCUAUUGUCUACUACGACGGGCAGGAAUUUGAUGUCAAAGCCAAAUGUGUUAUCAAUGCUACGGGACCUUUCACAGACUCUGUGCGCAAAAUGGAUGAUCAGGAAGUACCAAACAUCUGUCAGCCAAGCGCCGGCGUGCAUAUUGUCAUGCCUGGUUAUUACAGCCCUGAUAACAUGGGUCUGCUUGACCCAGCCACCAGCGACGGUAGAGUGAUUUUCUUCCUGCCCUGGGAGAAGAUGACUAUCGCAGGGACCACAGACAGCCCCACUGAUGUUACUUCCCAUCCGAUACCAACAGAAGAAGACAUAAACUUCAUUUUGAAUGAAGUGCGGAACUACCUUAGUGUUGAUGUUGAAGUGAGAAGAGGAGACGUGUUGGCAGCGUGGAGUGGCAUUCGUCCUCUGGUCACAGACCCCAACUCCAAAGACACGCAGUCGAUAUCCCGGAAUCACGUCGUUACCAUUAGCGAUAGUGGCCUUGUCACCAUAGCAGGUGGGAAGUGGACAACCUACCGUGCCAUGGCGCAGGACACCAUUGACGCAGCUAUUCAGGCGCAUGAUCUGAAGGCAGGUUCCAGUAAAACUGUUGGACUGCAGCUACAAGGGGCUGAGGAAUGGAGUCCCACUCUUUACAUUAGGUUGGUCCAAGAUUACGGACUUGAAAGCGAGGUGGCUCAACAUCUAGCUUCAACGUACGGUGACAAGGCUUUUGAGGUGGCCAAAAUAGCCCAAGUUACGGGAAAGAGAUGGCCUAUUGUUGGAAAACGUCUUGUGUCUGAAUUUCCUUAUAUCGAAGCUGAGGUUGUCUAUGGUGUUAAAGAGUAUGCCCGCACAGCAGUGGAUAUGAUUUCCCGACGUACUCGCUUGGCCUUUCUGAACGUGCAGGCUGCAGAGGAAGCCCUGCCAAGAAUCGUAGAUAUAAUGGCGAAAGAACUUAACUGGAGUGAGCAGAAAAAAAAGGAGGAAUUUGAAGCUGCUAAAAAAUUUCUCUAUUAUGAAAUGGGCUACAAAGUAAAAUCAGAUCAAUUAGCAGACAGCUCUGAAAUCAGCCUAAUGCCUUCAGAUAUUGAAAGGUACAAGAAGCGAUUCCACAUGUUUGACAAGGACAAGAAAGGGUUUAUUACUAUACUGGAUGUGCAGCGUGUCCUGGAGAGCAUCAGUGUGCAAAUUGCUGAAAAUACACUUCACGAUAUUCUAAAUGAAGUGGAUCUGAACAAAAACGGACAGGUUGAGCUCAAUGAGUUCUUGCAGCUCAUGAGUGCCAUUCAGAAGGGCCACGUGUCUGGAAGCCGGCUGGCGGUGCUCAUGAAGACUGCCGAGGAGAACCUGCGCCAGAGGGUGGUGAUUUCGGUGGACCGGAGCGGUGGGGGACUGUGA